This is a messenger RNA of Acomys russatus (golden spiny mouse), 972 nucleotides long. RefSeq names its product canopy FGF signaling regulator 4 (gene Cnpy4). Gene Ontology annotation, molecular function: signaling receptor binding. NCBI's taxonomy places the organism in Eukaryota, Metazoa, Chordata, Mammalia, Rodentia, Muridae. The transcript has 6 exons. Gene Ontology annotation, cellular component: endomembrane system. The record is from RefSeq and is a predicted model, not a curated record. The coding region runs from base 100 to 840 and encodes 246 amino acids.
UUGCUGCGCGUUGAGUCUAAAUUUAAAGGGCCCGCUGCCUUCCAGAAGUUGGUCUGAAGGCAAACGGUGGUUGUGUUUUUGUGCGGACUACGUUUUGUCAUGGGACCUGUGCGCCUGGAAAUAGUGUUUUUCAUCCUGGCAGCUUACGGUGCUUGGGCUGGGAGGACCAAAGAGGCGGAGGAUGACACAGAACGUUUGCCCAGCAAAUGCGAAGUGUGUAAGCUGCUGAGCAUGGAGCUACAGGAAGAGCUGAGCCGCACUGGCCGAUCUCGAGAAGUGCUGGAGCUGGGGCAGGUGCUAGACACAGGCAAGAGGAAGAGACACGUACCUUACAGCCGCUCGGAGACGAGGCUGGAGGAGGCUUUGGAGAAUUUAUGUGAGCGGAUCCUGGAUUACAGUGUACACGCUGAGCGCAAGGGCUCACUGAGAUAUGCCAAGGGCCAGAGCCAGACCAUGGCAACACUGAAAGGCCUAGUACAGAAGGGAGUGACAGUGGAUCUGGGAAUCCCUUUGGAGCUGUGGGACGAGCCCAGCGUGGAGGUCACAUUGCUCAAGAAGCAGUGUGAGACGAUGCUGGAGGAGUUCGAAGAGGUUGUGGGAGACUGGUACUUCCACCACCAGGAGCAGCCCCUACAGCAUUUUCUCUGCGAAGGUCAUGUGCUUCCGGCCUCCGAAACAGCUUGUCUACAGGAAACUUGGACUGGAAAGGAGAAGAUCAGUGAUGGGCAGGAGGAGGAGGAGGAGGAGGAGGAGGAGGAGGAGGAGGAGGAGGAGGAGGAGGAGGAGGAGGAAAUAACCAAGACUUCAGGCAAUCCCAAGCAUGACCCAGAAGAUCUUUGACCCUGACUUUUGAACCCCAAGGAGGGGCCAUAGAGAGCUUUCUAGACUCUGAGCUCUCCCUUCCCCACCCUAAAGGCUUGUAACUGUCCCUUUCGUAUGAUCUCAGGCAUGAUCCUGGGGGGGGGGGGUGUG